UAUUCAGUAGUCUGAUUGUCGCCUCCACUUCUUGGUGUUUUUCUCUAGAGCAAGCAAGAAGAUGAUGAAGGGUUGUUUGGUCCUGUUGCUGAUGAUGCUAUGCGUGUUCGCGCACGCAGCGCAAGUGUCAGAUGGCUGCCCGUACGAAGAAGAAACUUUAACAGUGGGUGAACACAUUCGCAAGUGCUUACGAGUCACUUGUCACGCGGAUGGUUCAAUAUCAAUGUUGGGAUGUGCUUUAUACCGAUGUCAGGAGGGAAAGCAAAUCGGUUAUCGCGAGACGGAUUUGAGUAAGCCUUAUCCAGAGUGUUGCGAAGGACCUAUUUGUAAGGAAUAAGAGAUCUAAAAAAUUUCUGAUGGGAUAUUUCUAUAUUGAUAAGAGUAUUUCCGUGAAAUAAAAAUAUCGUUCUCUGAAUUUAAUGAGACGGCGCAA
Molecule: messenger RNA, 433 nt
Organism: Nylanderia fulva
Lineage: Eukaryota; Metazoa; Arthropoda; Insecta; Hymenoptera; Formicidae
Source: RefSeq, a predicted model, not a curated record